GGCCAGCGGUGGCGUAAAGAAUUUGAAGAUGAGAAACCAUUUGAUCUAGAAAGCUCUGGAGAUGAUGACUUCAUUGACGAAGAAGAAACUGAUGAUGUAUAUUCUGGAUCAGGAUCUGGUGAUUUCGAAUUGGAAUCCAGACUUGAUUUUGGGGUUAGGUAUACAACAGAAACCCCCAUUUUACCUCCCACAGCCACAGCACUGAAACCAGCACCUACAGUACAUGUCAUUCCCGCUGUACAAACAACAUGGCUUCCGCCUACAACCCAAGCCACCAUUAUACAUCGACACCAUCCAUGGGCUCCUCCUGAAGAAUCAGAAACUCCUUCUAUUACCGCUGCCCCUACUCCUACUAGUCCUAUCAAGGAAGCAGCAACCGCUGCAGAUAUAACCCCAGGACUUGUCAGGACAACAGAAGUACACAAAUUACCGCCCAUCAUUGUUGUUUCCACUUCUACAACACCAGUGCCUAGUUCCACAGAAGAAGAGACUGAAAUGUGGGAGGAUACAACUGAAAAUGUGGUCAUUAUUCCCAGUGAGGAAGGCAGUAGGCUAUGGCCUACUGAGGAUGAGAGGACUGUACAGACAACUGCUGCAGAUGAACGUGACAUAGAGGAUCUAGACAAAGUGACAUUCAGUCAGCAACCACUGACAGACAUCUGGGAAGUGACAAUAGCCACUGCUCGGGACAAUGAAGUAGAGAUUCCAGUCAGUGGAGGGCCAAGUGGAGACUUUGAGAUCCAAGAAGAAGACAGCAAAUCCCAGACACAACCGCCCACAAUAUUCGACCUGGGAAAUGAAGUCCUGCCACCAGGCACAACUCCCACUGAUCAUGGUCGAGGAAGGAAGGCAGAUACUGGCCUUAUUGACAACACUAUAGAUUCUGGAAAUACAUUGGCACAAAUGCCACAAAAGAACAUUUUGGAGAGAAGAGAAGUAUUGAUAGCUGUAAUAGUUGGAGGAGUAGUCGGAGCCCUAUUUGCUGCAUUCCUAGUGAUGCUGCUGAUUUAUCGCAUGAAGAAGAAGGAUGAAGGAAGUUAUGCUCUGGAAGAGCCCAAACCAGCUAGUGUCUCCUAUCAGAAACCGGACAAUCAUGAGGAGUUUUAUGCAUAG
Molecule: messenger RNA, 1113 nt
Organism: Staurois parvus
Lineage: Eukaryota; Metazoa; Chordata; Amphibia; Anura; Ranidae
Source: the annotation of a GenBank genome assembly